AUGGCAAGUCGGAGCUACUCCACUGCAAACUCUUCGCCUUGGUUGCUGGGGAUCUCUACCGCCUUCGAAUACAACAAUGGCGCAUGGGCGCCUGCCUCUCGUGGCCUGACAUCUGUGAACCUUGAAUUCGUCCUGCAGGCCCUUCGUAGAGCUCAGGCGUAUUAUUCCAUAAUGGCCCAGAUGAAGCCGAAGAGAUGUUAUGAUGACAUUGUCUUCGAGAUCAAAGCCAUCCAGCAAGUGGGUAUGGAGGAGGUUCUCUUGCAAUGGCAACUUCAGGAUAUCAUUCAGAGGAAACCUGAAGUCAGAGCAUGUGAGUGGCUCUGUGGCCUGUCUGAGCUUUGUCGGACGACCAUCGUGAAAUGCUUCCAACGUUGGGGCGAUGAAGAAAUACGGGUCAAACAGCAACCAGGGCUCUGCUUCCAGGAUGCAUUCAUCUCGACUGUGGAUGGCAACCCGAAACAAAUGCAGAAAGAUGCCCGUCAUGGUUGUUACAUAGCCAUCCCUACUCCCAUCGCCUUUGUGCCCAGCAUGGCCACCAGACAGCGAUACGCCAGCAUCCUCUUGUCUUUUGCAGGCUCAGAUGGAUUGCAAGUGCUGCUCAACCAAUGUGCUCUGGUUGUGGCCCGUGUCCGGCAGCCUGACAUCUUGCACAUUGUUGUUGGAUGUGGACAUGACGGCAAAACUUUGAUUUUUGUCGAUCACUUGCAAGCUGUCUUUGGCAGUGCCUUCAGUUGCGCUCCGUGCGGCAUGCUGCAAUCGGAGCGAGAAUUCCAAGUCCAAGGUGCCAAUUUCAUACAUGCAGCCUUCCUCACCUUUGAUGAAUGCAAAAGAGAUUCAGGAAUCAUGGAGGAUAUCGUCAAAGUGUUCGUCGGAGGUGGCUGGCUACCUCUCCGCAGAAACCACGAAGCAGAGACUAGAUACGGGCAUUGGGCAUGCACUGGCAAAGUCUGGGCACUGAAUUCCGGUGACAUCCCUCGUGUUCCAACGGCGGAAGAGGUUUCCCAUCAAAGGCGGUUCCGCUGCACCUGCAUGCGGUCCACAUUCACAGCCUUGGAGGAGGAAGUUGACAUCCCCUACAAAGUCUUCCAUGCCGACCCGGGGGCCAAGUCCUUUAUGUCUUCUGGCGAAGCAGUGUGGUGCUUCUUCCAAGAUUUCCUUUUCCCUCAUCUUCGGGCAAACGGUGUGCCAACAUGCAGUGACAACCUGGAGUACAUGAGGAAAGGCACGAGCAUGCACAAAGAUACCCACUGGUUGCUGAGGAAGAUGAACCGCACCACUGACUGCAUCCAUCCAGACACAGCCCAAGGCCUUGAAGCCCAGAAUGAAAGACCUGGUGAAGCUCCUGCGGCGACUUUGCCUGAGCGCAUUGUCCGGGAGACUCACGCCUCCAUCCACGCCCAAUUCUUCUCCGCAGCAGACAUCAACCGGAUUGUUGUGCCUUCAAAUCCGGGCUCUGCUCCUCCAACACGGCCUGGGAAGAAACUACGGGUGGAAUAUUUGAAGGAUUCUUUGCAGCAGUUUCCUCACUUGAUCCGCUUGGUCGACGGUCUCCAACGUGCAGGAGCCCCCUUGGACCGCUUUGAGCGCCGGUGCCUCGAUGCUGACAGUUGGAACCAGUGCCUCCAAACAUGCUUAGAAAGCCAGAACAUCCCGGAAGUGGUUGGAACAUGGAAUGAUUGGCUCUGGCCCAGCGCUGCGGAAGCUUCAGCCUACAACACCGAUGAGACACCAGGGUUCCCCCGAGGAGAACACACACGCCUACUUGCAGAGCUUUGUGAAAGAGAAGGCACAAUCGAGGGUGACGUGACCAUCCUUUCCACAUUGGGGCACCAGAAGAAAGCCGCUGGCGCAUCCUUGGGGCGUGUUUUCUUCCCCUGGAUCAGCUUUCCAAAUUUGUCUCGUUCCGCCCGAGACUUUGGAAGCCCGCCUGGAACCAAGGAGUUUGAUAUGCCCAAUGCAGUGGUUCACUUUGCAUUGGUCUGGGCAAAGGAAUAUGGGCUCGACCUGCCUUGCUUCCAACGCUACCAUGCAAACAAAGGGACAUGGCGGAAGAUCGUCAUGCAGUGGUUUGCCCUUGCCGAGCAGGAUGCAAAGAAGGCCCUGUUGCAGGCUUGCUUUGGUUUUGCUUUCCCAUCGCGUGCGAGUGGCAAACCUGUGAUUUGCCCAUUGCUUGAAGGCUUAGCAGCAGAUGCCAUGAGGCUGAGGGCCACCAUGUGCGAAAGGCACCCUAGCUUGCUGGCAGCCAUGCGGGCAGCUGGCCGACCGAGACCAGAGACUUCCACCAUGGCUUUCCUGCUCUUUGACAAGGAAAACCAGACCAUGCAAGCAUUCUGCAAAUUACUGCCAAAGUAUGGGUUUGCUUUGGUUGCACCUGUCUUUGAUGCAGUGCUGGCCGUGCCACAGAGCAGAACAGAGGAAGAUGGCACCGAGAGGGCGCCAAAUCAAGAUGCUUUGCUCAAUGAUUUUCGCGACAGCACAGGAAUCACGAUGCAGGUCAAAACAUUGAGCCGCACCAGGCCGCAGGCGACUGUGCCGAACAUAUUGCGCGAACUCUUGUCCAACAACAUGGCCAUCCGUAUGGACCCGGUCCAGCGCCUACCUGGGCGCUUCUCAUGCAUUGGCACUGCUCUCCUGAACCUGUUUCCAGACGAAGCCAAUGGUAUCAAAGAAGCAACCUCCAAUUUGAGCAGCCCGAUCUCCUACCACCACACCAUGGAGAUUUGCCCCAAUGUUCUCAUUGAACCAACUUCGUUCGAUCAAGCCACUCAAAGCGGUGACGGGACAUGUUUCCUGGUCCAUGCGUCAAACACUUGGGAUGCUGACGUUGGUCAUGCAUAUGGUGUGAAAAUGGUGGAGGCUACCGCCCAGAUCUACACCUCGACAGAGGAGGAGUACAUCCAAACCAACAUGCAAUUGCUCUGGCAGAAGCUAGCAAAGACACCAGGCACGUACAUCUUCAAAAUCUCCAUUAUCAGUCAGGAUGGGGAACCACAGGCCAAGCGUCGCAAAAAAGAUGCGGCGUCGACGACUUCAGUUGAACUUCUUUUGAAAGCCGGUGUGGUGGAGGCUGAGGAGACUUUGCGCCCGGUCAUGCCACAAGUUCGAGAGCGCAUGUCUAAGGAGGUUUCCCAGGAACUUGCCCGUCCCAAGCUUAGUUACCACAGUUGCAAGGUCAACAGCGUCCAUGAUACUCCAUGA
Messenger RNA from Cladocopium goreaui, 3198 nucleotides. Lineage: Eukaryota; Dinophyceae; Suessiales; Symbiodiniaceae. The record is from the annotation of a GenBank genome assembly.